AUGCUCCCUACGCCAUACCAUCUGCAGUGGUCAGAGGAGCUCAUACGACAUGUGGAACUGCGGUUGCGGCAGCUGCACGCAUGUUUAAAUGAAUUCUACCAGAAGAACAACUACAGCACCGCUUCGUGCACGGGUGCACAGGCGCUCGAUAGCGUUUCUGAGCCAAUAGGACAAAAUGCAACCGACCCCGUGCAGGCUGCAGGAAGCUUUCUACUGCGUACGUGUGUGCACUCCACGCCCUUCUACGAAACGCAACUGAAACGUGGCGUAGGUGCGGAUCUCGUACUCACUGUGCCGGAGGAGGUGUGUUCACUCAAAGACGUUCAGAUUGGUUUGUAUCUGGAUCGGCGACAUGAGUUUCUGUUGAAGGUAGAGAGGUUCCUACGUAAAUAUGCGAAGCGUAUGGUUCAGGAGGAGACAGGAAAAAACGGUGGGGCUAGUGAAGGUGGAAGAAAUGGAGACGGUAGUUCGGAUGUUAAGGAAGAUGGGAGACAAAGGCGAAAAUAUAUACGGUGGGAUAUCCAGCGCGUUCCCUUCGGUGACUGCUGGGUUAAUGAAGAGAAGUACAUAAUUCGUAUUGUCUUUCUCAGGGACAGCAGCAACGCGACGCGACGCGAGGUAUUUCACGUGGAUCUGCAUUUCCAACCAAUAUCUGUAUCAGGGCGCAUCGCCAGCGUAGCAGCCAUCCGCAAACACCCCUACUACAGUCAUCUUGUGCUGGAAGACGCACUCAUGACUACUCAUCUGCGCAAGUUGCACAACCUAUUUUCCAAUAGCAACUCCCUUCAGCGCGCGGCUGUGUUCCUCAACUGCUGGGCACAUCACACUGGAAUAAUGGCCCGUACUUCAGGGCAUCCUGAGGCACUCAGUGGCUUUCAUCUCUCUGCGGUCAUAUUGCGGCUCGUGGAAGAAGGUGUUGUAUCACCAAGCAUGUCGGAGGAGAACGUUGUGCGUGCCGUAUGGGUCUACCUUUCGCGCGGUUUGACAUUGACAGAGAGCUACGCUACUCUCAACAAUGACGGAGAGGGCAAAAACCACGAAGAGGUUGCGGGUGCUUUAUCACUGGGUAAUCGAAGUGACGUGGCCGUUCUGCGUCUUGAGGGAGAGACUAUGAACCUGCUAUUUCGUACCUCCACAUCCUUCUUAAAACAGGUUGUUAAAAAGGCUGCGGACGAUGCAAUGCAGUACCAGCGCUCCUCAGAGGUGCUACUGAAAACUCCCUUUCAGCCACUGCAAUUAAGUAUGGAUGUUUGUCUCGUGGUUUCUGGCCUUGAGGCUCACUUUGCAGAGACAAAUUCUGCAGGGAACGGGAAAACGGGGGGUGCCGCAUAUUUAAGACCGGAGGAAGUCACGCAGAAACUUUAUUUGGUUGUGUGUGAGGCCUUAGGUGUGCGUGCGAGUUAUGUAACAAUGUGGCGCCGGAGUGCCGAUGCUGCACAUGUCGCUGUCCGGCUGGCGACCGAAGCUGAAGGUCGCAACCGCCUAACUCGUGGCCCACCAUUGGAAGAUACGGAAGCCGUCAGCCGCUUCAACAACUUCUGGGGUAACGAUAUAACAUCAACGCGGCAAUUUCCCGACGGUGGAAUUUACCGAUGCGUACUGUGGACAUUUGACCAUGAUGCUGCUAGCCACGCUAUUGUGCUUCCAGCUACAACAGUUGUGCGACGUGUGGUUCAAUUUGCUCUAGAGAAGCACAUUGGAGCGUCUGCACGUGUUGCAGUGCUGCUGAACGGACUUGAGGGUGUUUUGGCGGAGCGUGUUGGCGCAGAGUGGCGCGACACAGCGCCGCUGGUGGAGAAGUCACUUCUGGACGCCUGCCGAGCCGUCGAAACAAUGGUGGUGGAUAUCCCACGCACUGCACUGCCGUGCAAAAUUACCUCUUUGGAUAUCGUCUCAGCCAGCGAACGUCACACUGCAACGUUCCCCGUUCGUCCCCACAUUGCGCUCACGUACACAACUGAUGACAUCACCCAACCAUGUUUUGCCGGACUCAGUGUUGCGCCCACCAUCGAGCCAGUGCACGGCGUAUUGACAAUUGACGACAGGAACAAAAUUCCCGACACUGUAGAAGCUAUCGCAACAAUGAAGGGAGCUAUUUGUGCUCAACUUUCAAAGGUACUACAGGAACAAUAUGGAGACGACGAAGGUAAGGUUGAUGGAGGAACAUCCAUCGAAGGGAAAGAAGGAAAGUUAAAAAAAGAGCGUGAAGAGCAUAUCAGCCGUCAAGGAGAGGGGGAGACAUGCGGCAAAGAAACUGAGAAGUUGCAUAUACGGUCAUCGUGCACAGCUCAUUCGGUGGAUAUCAUUUUCAAGGGCUAUCUCUUCCGACUCUAUAUAGCCCACUACCGUGAAGUGUCUCUUCUAAGAGCCCUUGGACGCGAGUCUGAAGCAUCCACGAUUGAGCGGAAGCUUUUUUGGAGCGCACAGCACGCCAAAUUUCUCCGCACAAUAUCCUUCGGACACAGUAGCUACGCCACAGCCACACGCAUCGCUAGCCGGUGGAUGAGUGCCAUGCUCUUGUAUGAAUUUAUUGUCCCGGAGGCGGUGGAGCUUCUAGUUGCUAAUGCAUAUUUGGGGGCCGUGCCCCCCAAAACUCCCGCAAGUGGGUUCCUGCGUUUCCUACAGCUGCUAGCUUGUCAUGACUGGAAAGAGCCACUUGUGCUUCCGUACUCAAUGGACAGCAAAGAGCAGGCUGAAGCAGCAGCACUUGUGCGCUCCAUGGGUGAAGAACGAGGUAUGUUCAUUGCCACACCUUACGCACCAUUGGAAAGUCCUUUCACAGUGCAUACACCGAGACCUUUAAUCGUCCAUCGCGUUGUGCAGCUCGCGAAGGCAGCUCUUUCGGUACUUAUUGACCUGGUUAGUGAAAACGAUUCUCCGUCACACCUCGAAGCUGCUGUCUUCACGCCCAAUCCCAGUGACUUUGACUUCCAAAUGGUCCUGCACCCAUGCCUACUUCUACAAACGGACCGUCUUAUCGCACCUCCUUCCAUUGAAAAGGUUAAAGCAGCAGGGGCGAACGGCGUUGGGAGUGGCAUCUCGGGUGCAGGGACAGUGGCAGGAGAGUCGACAGAUUCUCCGGCGACAGCGCGAGUAUGGAGGUUAGAUGAGCUGGAGGCGGCGAAGAGCCGCAUUUAUAUUAGUGAACUUGUUGAACGAGAGCCGGCGGCUCAUGUGGUAAGGAGUGUGCGCGCCGCUACGAGGGACCGCUCAAUGGUUUUCUACGAUUGUCUUGCCCCUCGUUCCAUCAGUGUAAUUACUAUUACUUCGCAUGCACCGCGGAACCACUGCAGCAAACUCCACGAUGAUAUCCUCCGUAUUAGUCGCGGUGCUCUGCUGCCGACCGCACUGAGGUCGCUCACGUCCGAGGAAGAGACUGCAACCAAUGAAGUUAUGGAGACAAAGGGGGUCUCGUCCCGUGUGCAUAAUGUAAUGGAUAAGGACGCCAUUGUGGCCGCGGCUCGCGGUGCACUGCGCAGAAAGAGAUCGAACAUAAAUGAGGGGAAAGAAGGUAAGAGUUCAAAGCGGCCCCGGCGGGAGGGCAGCAAGACGAAGUUAGAAGUCCGACAGUCGCAGCAUGACAGCCGGAAGAGCAGUGCAGAUAAGGGUAAGAAAAGGUCAGCGGUGGCUGAGCAGGAUGGAAAAAGUAAGGGAACGAAUGGAGAAACAAAUAAGAAAACUGAAAAAGUAGCGAAGAGAAAAGUGAAGUAA
Molecule: messenger RNA, 3711 nt
Organism: Trypanosoma brucei brucei TREU927
Lineage: Eukaryota; Euglenozoa; Kinetoplastea; Trypanosomatida; Trypanosomatidae
Exons: 1
Coding region: 1-3711 (1236 amino acids)
Biological process (GO): tRNA export from nucleus; rRNA processing
Cellular component (GO): small-subunit processome; CURI complex; UTP-C complex
Source: RefSeq, a predicted model, not a curated record